CCAGUUAGAGGCUGACAUGCCCAAAAUGUGAGUUACUCAGUGCCGUCCUCCCUAACCUAUCAGUGUGGGAAGUAAGCGUGCCACCUAUGAAGUCAGCAGUCCCCAACCCCCACCCUGAACACAUGUUCAACAUCCUCUGGGCACAGGCUGAGCAGAGCACUGAGACACAGCUGAGAAUUAGAGUGAGAGAGAGCAGUGAAGUGGAAAUAUGGGUGAGCAUCAGAGAAAGACAGAAAUAGAGCGAUAAAGCAGUGAAUUAGGCAGAGGCAGAGAGAGGAGGAGGAGAAAUACAGAGGCUUUCACUGAGGCGGCGAUGCUUCGUGCAGACGAGGUUUUUUUCUUCCAGCAGAAAGCUCUCGUCGUGUGUGGAUGCGAGAACCUCAUGGAUUUGCUCCCCUCUGAGUCUCAGUGGAAUUCAUUGCAUCUGGACCCAAAACAGCAGCAGACGGAGGAUGCGGCUGUAGCUGGAUGCUAGGAUCCAUGUGGGCCUGUGACGUCUGCACUCCCCUCUGUGGCUACCUUCUUCCCCAUAAGGAUGGCUCUAGCAGCACUGACCCAGAUUGUGGAGUCCUGGCUCUUCGCUGUGAGCUGCUCCUCGGGUGGUCUGUGAAUGUAAUGCGGACGAGGCAUGUCCUACACCUCGGCGGAUACCGCUCAGCCUGCUGCCUCUGCUGACAUCUGUCUCCGUGGAUACAAACAGAAACUGGCAGGCUACGCCACCAAGACUGAUCCAUAAUAAUAAUCCCCAGCUGCAGAACAAACAACAUCUGGGCGUGGAGAGAAGGGAGAGGGCGAAGUCUCAGCAGGGUGAGCGGCAGAUGGUGACACUGCAGCAGCACUUCUCCAGCAUGGAGGAGACUGUGCGAACGCUACUACAGAACCAGGACUCAUUGGAAGGGCCCAAGGUGGACCCCCUGGACCUCAUGAAAGCAUACAAGGACAAACUCCUGGAGGAAAUGUGGAAGCAGCAGGACAGUCUGGAGGGUCCCACAGCCACAGCAGCAGAGAGGCCUGACUCGCCCGAGGCCGGCGGAGGGUCAGAGGAAUGUUCAAAGGACAGCAAUCCCUUGCUAGAGCGACUCAGAACUCUGGAGGCGGAGAACUCUGCUCUGUCAAUGGAAAACGACAAUCAGAGGAAGCAGUAUGAACGCUGUCUGGAUGAGGUGGCGAACCAGGUGGUCCAGGCCCUCCUCACACAGAAGGACUUGAAAGAAGAAUGUGUGAAGCUGCGGACCCGUGUGUUUGACUUGGAGCAGCAAAAUCGCAUACUGAGUGUGCUGUUUCAACAACGUGUCAAAAUGUCCACGAUUCCUGUCUCCCAGGAGGUCCAAAGGAAUGGAAAAGCAGGUAUUCCUGCAGGAAGGUGGCCAAGCCUGCUGAGUCUAACAUGCCCACGAAGUAGUGGUAGUGGCAGCAGUAGCAGUGAACUGUCACUAUCCAGUGCUUGUAGUGAGUACUCCAGUGGCUCCCACACUUGGGCAGAGGGACGUGGAUUCUCCAAGCAGUGUGCCACAAGCCGGGACAAAAGGAUGAGUACAGGUUCAGUAACCAGUAAUCAUUCGGCACCCAUCGAGCCGACAGAUCUGGGAUGGAAGGAAGGCCACAUUCUGAAAGGUCUGAAGCGUCUCCAAAUGUGUAGCUCCAAAGAGGCAUCCUCACUUGCAUCUGUACCACACUGUAAAGAUUGUAUGACCUCCAAUGAAGGCAUUUACUCACUUGGGGUCAAGUGUGGCCUACAAAGGAGUACAGCUAAGCAAGUAGCCCCAACAAGUAAACCUUUGCAGGCUGCAGCAGGGAUCGCUGCACUAGACUCUGAUGAUGCAGAUGAUGAUUCACCUAAAUUACAAAGUAGGGAAUCCAGUGACAAACAAACAAAAGAGAUUAUUUGCUUGGAGAAACUGGAUAUCACAAGGGAUAUUGACAACAAUUUUCAAGAAGACCCAGUAAAACUUGCUGGGAAUUCUGGACUUUUUCCCUCACCUGUCACAGACAAUUUCUUAUUUUUGGAGGGCCCCACAGUAAAACCUGGUGUAAGCCCAACAGAUACCCUUACACGUUUAGAAGAAAAAAACAAAGACUCACUAGAAAAACACAAGCCUUCAGGCAUGAAAUUAAGUGACAGAAACAAUAACCAGGAAAGGUCUACUGACCGUAAAUCCAGGCUUGAUCAGGUCAAAAGACAACAGGGCAGACUUGCAAUCAAGCAAGUUGAAGCAGGGGCAAGCGAUGGGAGCUCUUCUAUUCAUCAGUCUGCAACAAGCGUUCUGAGCUGUGUGAGUGUAGCCAGACAACGCAGCUCCUCAAUGGAGGUUCCUCACUGCAGAGACCAGGCGAGUCAAGCUGGCAGUGAAAGCCAGGACUACACCAUCUCAGAAUCGCCACAGAGGAAAGCGAAACCUCAGCCUUGUGACUCAGCAAGAAAGGCUUUCAUUCUGCGGAGCAAGAGUGCGGAUGGAGGACAAGAACAACCUAAGCAUACACAUUCUCCUCUCCACCAAAAGCUUAUUAAGGGUCACAGGUCCAAAGGACAGUCAACCCCUGGACACAGUGUUCCUAGCAAAAGGACAAAUCUCAGUAAAACACAUGGUUCAAGUAAGAUCUUAUCUAAAGUUGAGAAAGAUGAUGACAUUGUAGUAUCAAAAAGUUCCAAGUCUCUCAAGAGUGUGCAACAGUGCUCUCCCCUUGCUUCCCCGGUGAAACAUUCAAAGACAUUUAAGCCUCCAAGUAUCAAUGAAUCCUCAAAGAGCCCAACAAAAUCACCCAUGCAAAUCACUAGACUUCAAUCAAGUAGUGACUCUGUGGAAGAGAGCAUCUAUGACAACUUACCCUGCUCUCCCCGAAAACAACGACGCCAAGACGAGCACUGUGAUGUGUCCCUUUCUGAGCUUAGGUCCUCAUCCCCACCACCACCCCCAAGUCGAACAGCUUCUCUUUUCCAUAGAUCCAGUUGUGACAGCUUACCCAAAGCACAUAAAUCUGCAGGUCAGGCUCAAAGCUCUACUGCUGGGAAGACAACAUCAAGCACCACCAAGCCACAAUCAAAUCAGCUUUCUUCUAUUUUACUGCCUCAAUCUACCACAGCAAAAGACAAUCAGCAAAUGGGUGCUGAAGGUAAGCCACUGAAAGAUAUCCCUGCCAAGGGCUACCAUACCAAGAUACCACCUCUCCCAGUUCAAGAUUCACAAGUUUUAGAGUCAGCCCAGUUAUCUAUGGACAGAACUACCACAUGCCAUGAUGAAAAUGGUGCUCCCGCUAUAUUGCCAAGUCAGAGCAUCUUACAAAGAUCCCAACAGAGCAUUAGUGAGCCAAAGCUUUCAGAAGCCUUGCCUCAGGCAUAUUCUAAUGUUUACUACCAUGGGAUUGCCAACAAUCUUCAGAGUUCCACCUCAAGAGCUGUAAAAAUGCCUAUUCCUGUAAACGCUAAAUCUCAUGAGGCCAUCUCUGGACAGGAUACCAGUACAUUCCUAGUUUUUGGAAGACAGAACAAAGAGGAUACAAACUCUACUACAAAAAGUAUCCAGACCUUUCAGACUUUCAUGUGUGAUCCUCAGAUGAUACAUGAAUGUGGUGCUCAUGAUAAAGCGCACAGAAAGAUUGAGACCCGCUGUAACUCGCUGGAUUCUGAGCCGUCGGUUCAACCUGCAUCAGACAGUGGUGUGAUGUUAGAUUGGGGAUUUGAUGAGGAAGGUUGGCUGUUUAAACGGUCUGUGUCUGUGUCAACCAGACCUCCUCUUAAGCCAGUAAUGGGCAUGAAUGGGGCCAAGGCUCGUAGUCAGAGCUUUGGUGCACGCUACAUGGACAGACCAAGCUUCAACAGAUCUGGAAAGAUCCGUACCCAGAUCAAAACACACUCAGGGAGCUCCUUAAACUCUCUUAGUGAUGUCCUUCCAGGAAGUAUGAGUUGCUCCAGUAGCUACCAUUGCCCAAUGAAUCGAUCCCUUUUGAACAACUUCUUGAUAGAGGAGGGCCUGACAGUUCCCUCACAUUUGGGGUCCUCCAGUGAAAGGCUUCAAAGUCUUAAACACCAACGAGAGCAGGCUAGGCGCCUUCAGAUUGAGCAACAGUUUUCAAGCGCCUUUGGUGAGCCAGUUUCUGAAGAACCAGAGAGACAAAGUACUAUAACCACAAUUGAAGAGAAAGUGAUGCUCGGCAUAGAGGAGAACUUGCACAAGUCUCAGGAACAGGAGAGAAGCAUUGAAGUGAAGCAAAAAUCUGGUUCAACCUUGGCAAAUUGGUUUGGAUUUCGUAAGAGUAAGCUUCCUGCUCCAAGCAGCAAAAAGACUGACCCACCGAAAGUGAAAGAGGACAAGAGGGAGCAAAAGAUUACAUCACUUCUGGGAGGAAAGCAGACAAAGUCUGACAAAAAAAGAGACAGGAGAAAAAGCGAUGGAAAAGACUGCUCUGUGGGGAGAAGAGAGUCUCAUGAUGCAGUGCGGGCUUGCAUCUCAAUGCCCUGCCCAGGAAUGUCCCUAAAUGAAAUACAAGGACAUACUGACAUCAUUGGAGACCCAAAGAUGAUUAACCUGAGAGCCGAUGGUGAAAACGGAUCCACAGUGAAGACCCCCAACCAGGAUGCUGUAAUAGGCUCCGGCUGCAAGAUGCGAACGUUGGACAGUGGAAUUGGGACCAUCCCCCUUCCUGAAUCCUGUUCCUUCUUCUCCUCCAUCCUGCACCUCCUCCCCAAAUCCUCAUCAACCCCAGAACAGUCCCUCAGUCCUCCCAGUGUCCCUGGUUCCUCCAGCGAGGACGUGUCUCCUUCCCCAUUACCCCGGUGGAGAGUACCCUCCAGCUUUAAGGACAGCAGCCAUGCAGGGGUGCCAAACUCCCUGUCCGACUCCUCCAUGACCCAUAUCCAGUCAGUGCCUUUCCCCACUGUGGCCUUCCUCCAGCCCAUCCACCCCCAAUCUGAACCCUUUGUGGCCAGUGUGUGUGAUACCCACAGCAGGCUACCCAGACCACCACAAGGUGGACUGGAACCAAAGAAGUUGACCUAUAUCAAAUCAAAAACACGAGCCACCCCGAGCCAACAGAAAGAACAGACAAGACUUCAGCUUGCUAACUAGCUUAUGAAGCUGACUGAGUCAACCUGAAGUAAAGAAUCAGGCAAUCAUUUGGAUUUAUCACUCUAACACACGGAGGAUCCCUGAACCCCACAGCUUGGACUGAAGUGAGCUUGGCAUUGUAGGCUUCCACCUGUGUUUAGUGUGGUGUUGAGAAACAGAGUAGUCUUUCAGGUGUAGUAACGAACCUUCUGGCAGCCAUUUUGGAGGUCUGCAGCUCAUUGGCAUCAGCUGUGAGCAGCUGAUUGAAUUUCUAAAUGUACAGCUCUGCUGUCUUUCAGGACUGGAGUCAAACACACAAACCCUUUUCCCCCUUGAUGAAGUAACAAUGUGGAGUACAGACAGUUUCCUGUGUUGCAGUUACCUGAACGUAAUAAAACAACAACUGAGGAUGAAGCUUAUAUAUUUGGAACUUAUAAAUGGAUCUACUGUUGCAGCACACAGCUGCCAUCAUCAAAAAGAGAUUUCUCACAUUGCUACUCAAAAACUAUGUAACUAUUACAACAAUGGUGCAGCCAUGUCACCUACAAAUUAUAUUCACAUACUACUAAUUUACCGUGGCUAAUACAUUUUGGAGGAAACAUAUUGACCUGAAUAAUGGAUUACAAAGCCUUUAUAGUAAACAAAUAUGCAACAUUGAUGAUUGUUUUCUUUCAUUCUUCUCCCCUGGCAACUAAAGCUUGAUUCAAGGUUUUUGGCAAAGCAUAGGUCUAAUCUAUCAGCUAUAAUCCAUAUCAUAUCGGCAGUGUUGGGGCAAGUUACUCAGAAAUUGUUAAGUUACUAGUUACUUAUUACUCCUUAAAAAAGUAAUAAUUUUACUUUAUUUAUUACUGGGUGAUAAAAGUUACUAGUUACAUAAUUCAUUACGUCAAUAUAUUAUUUUCACUAGCACCCUCACCCCGAAACAAAGCAGUCUCUCCCGACUUAUCAUAUUCAUAACAGCAGCAAGGAGUGUGGGUUUUACAAAAUAGAUAACGUUUCGAUCGAUAGAUAACGCCAACGGCUGAAAUAAAAAAAUAAAGCAAGUUAAAUCCUGACUUUUGAACUAUUGUUUUUCGCCACUCUCUCCCGACGAGUCCAAGCAUCACUGGCAGUAGCGGCGGGUAUAAGUUUCACAUUGCUGUGCUGCUUUAGCAGAUGCUGUAAUAAAUCAGAUGUAGAAUUGUUCGAGGUUGAAAGCUUUUUACUCGUCGCACAAAGUUUACAAUGUGCGACAAUGUUCUUUGCAUCUUGACUGUGACACAAUAAUGGCAAUAAGCUACUUACAGCUGGGGAAAGAACGCCGCUCUCCCUCGUUCUCCAGUCUUCCUUUAGCUUCUCGGCUAACAGCUGAACUGAACUAAUAAUAUUACUGUUUUGGAAAAGCAAUCUGUUAUACUACUAGUUACUGGGAAAAGUACAGUAAAGACCACCAGACCUCCAUAAUGGCACCAGAUGUGGUCACUUUUGAAGAUCAGUGAUGCAAAUGAAAGACUACCACUAAAAUCCUGCUGAACAAAGAUUAUGUUGACACACUCAUUUGCAUUUUUCAUUCUUCAAACUUUCGUGUGAAGAUCUAAUUCUGCUUUGAAUCUACUAAAUAUCUAUCUAGCUACAAUACAUGUCAGUAAUAUAUUUUUAAGUAAAACAUCAGAUUAUAAACUCAAGAUUACAGAAUCCGUUCUGAAGACAAUUUAUGUACAGCACUAACUACUGAUUGCCAUUCAUGAGCUCUAUACCUGACUGAGUAAUGUGAUUCUUUAAAGUGUGCAUCUUGUUGGGAACUUUUUUGUAUUAUCACAAUGUUAAUAUCGACUUGCAUGCAACCACCAUCGGUCUUAUUCUAACCACAGAAUUGCGGUGUAUGAAUCUGAUAUCCAUCACAUGAAGAGUUUCAUCACAAGAGGUGAAACAUACUGAUGUGUGAAACUUGAUGUGCACUGCUCAGUAUUUCUGACAGAGUACACAUAAUCUGUCAUUACCUAAGAAAAGGUCCUGAAAUAGCCAUUGUGAGUCUGACUUUCACGGCUCAUUCUAAAUAGGUGUCGCAUUUUAAAAACUGCACAUCUCAUUUUGUAAUGAAACUCUUCAUAUGAGAACUCCAUUCUGCAUUUUAUAAACAUUUCCACAGUUAUGACAUCAAGACAAAGGAGUGAGUUGUUGCAUGUAAUCUUAGCUAUAAAGCACCUAGUAGGCACAUUGUGGACAUUGUUGUGCUAGCUCAGGGAAAAUACCAUUUAUAUUGUCUCUGAUAGAUGCUGUGGAUUUAAUAAAGAAACCACAUCUUUAAAAUGUACACAACCAUUUCAUUGCAACCAGUGAACACACCUGAUUUCACGGUUAAAGAAUAUUUCCUGAACUCAAUAUUUCCUCGUCUGUUUGUGUCUGUACAUUUAACUGUAAGAUAUCUCCCCAUGGUUGCUCAGUUUCUCUCUCUAUUAUGUAUGCUGUGUCCUUUAUAGUAAUGUUUUCGGUGUUUUAAAUGCAUCCUGACAUAUUUGACGGUUUUACCUGCUUUGUGAUGUUUCCCCCUCACACCUUGGUCAGCUCCGCGCCUUUCAUGUGUAGAUAUUUGCCAAAAUGCAUAUUGCCAAACACCUCUUUGAGCUAAUCACAUAUACAGAAAAUGAAUGCAACUAAAUCUACAUAUCAGACGUGUCAUGGUGACUAUAGCCAUAUUCUUUUGAAACACUAGGGACAGUGAUGUAGAACUGUGGAGCACUGUAAUGUUGCACAAUAUCAUGUCAUGUCAUCUUACUGUAUUUACCUCCUCUUUAAAUCUUUGCUCACUUGCUACACGUAUAUGUUGAGGGUAAUAUUUGUAAAACUGCAGCAGUGUUUAUGCCUGUACCAACACACGUGUAAUAAAUGAAAUAUGUAGCGUACACAGGUGAGACGAGGUGUUAAUGGAUCAGGGAACAGAUUGGCUGUACUGAUACGGGUAGAUGGAGCAUGACAUCUGUGUUUUUAAAACGGCUUACAUAAUGAAGAGUGUCACUCUCACAAGAGUAUUGUAUUUUUUUAACAUUUACUCUAAUGCCCUGUAUUUGUACUCAGCACUGAUGAGUGUAAUUGACCAUUUAUUGCACAUAUUGUUACUCACUAUUACAGUAAUUCUCCUUCUAAAUGUUUUUUUCAGAACCCAUAAUAACAGUGAUGUUCUUGUGUGACAGUCACCUUAGUAGUACGAAUUGAGAAUUGUAUAUUACUGAUAUUCUUUGAUUUAUGUAAAAGAAAGAAAAAAAUAAACUAUUUCAAUACUUACACAACAUAAA
Messenger RNA from Micropterus dolomieu (smallmouth bass), 8314 nucleotides. Its product is annotated as nck-associated protein 5-like. Gene Ontology annotation, cellular component: microtubule plus-end. The transcript is spliced from 14 exons. The coding region runs from base 819 to 5063 and encodes 1414 amino acids. Lineage: Eukaryota; Metazoa; Chordata; Actinopteri; Centrarchiformes; Centrarchidae. Gene Ontology annotation, biological process: microtubule depolymerization; microtubule bundle formation. The record is from RefSeq and is a predicted model, not a curated record.